This is a messenger RNA of Calliphora vicina (urban bluebottle blowfly), 6259 nucleotides long. RefSeq names its product LisH and WD40 domain-containing protein mahjong (gene mahj). Gene Ontology annotation, molecular function: protein binding. Bases 555 to 5303 code for a protein of 1582 amino acids. Lineage: Eukaryota; Metazoa; Arthropoda; Insecta; Diptera; Calliphoridae. The transcript is spliced from 12 exons. The record is from RefSeq and is a predicted model, not a curated record. Gene Ontology annotation, biological process: protein ubiquitination. Gene Ontology annotation, cellular component: Cul4-RING E3 ubiquitin ligase complex; nucleus.
UCUGAUGCAAAAAAGAAGCGCGUGCGUUUGGUAGACAAACGAAAAAUACUUGAAGAAAAUCAAAAGAAGAAAAAUUUUGCAAUUAUUAAUUUUCAAACAAUUUUAAUAAAAUUAAAAAUAUUGUAUUUUUUGUAUUAAUUUGUAAUGCGUGCAAAGUGUUGUAACAAAAAAAGAGUGAUAACAAUUUGCGAUUAGAAAACAACGGAACAAUUGCAUCGGAAAGUUGGGAAAACGCAAAAAAUUUCACAAUUAAAACGUGUCUACUGCAAAGUGAAAUAGAAAAAAAGCCAUCGCGUGGAAAGAAAAACUAAACAAUUUACGGAAAUUUCAAACCUCAACUAAUAAUAGGGAAGUUGUUUUUGGUGGACCAAACAACAAUUUCUUAAAUUGUUGAAAUUCUUAAACUACCAAAAACCACGGAAAAAAAGAAAAGAAAGAGUGGAAUUUUUACUAUACAAGUGUUAGGUUAGAAACGAAUUAUCAAAGAGGAAUUGAGGAAAAUAUAAGUGUUUAGUAAUAAAAAAAAAAUUAUAGCAACAACUAAAACAAAAACAAUGACAAACAAUACAGAAGAAUUGCCAAUACAACAAAACGAUAACAAUGAGCAAUUACCCGAAGUACAACAGCAGCAGCAACAAGAAGGUGGAGAAGAAGACCAACAGCAAGCAAAUGCUAAUGAUCAAGAAGAGCAACAGGAGGAGCAAGUAAAUAUGGAUGUUGAUGACCAGCAGCAAGAACAACCAGCCGAUAAUAAUGAGAAUCAAGAUGCUGCGGCAGAAGGUGAUGCAGCCGAACAAGCCGAUGGAGCAGAUGGUGAAAAUCACAACUCAGAUGCAGAAGAUGAUGACAACGAGCCAGCUGCCGCUGAUCCUUUUUAUGGCUUCGAAGAAUCUGAACCCAAUCUUGAGGAAAAAGACAUGGCUCAGGUUUUACAAUUUUGGGAAUCAAAACAUACCACAUCAGGCUUUGAUCCAGUACCAAUAUUGAAAAGAUUGGCUGAAAUUUUUGAAAAAGAAAAAGAAAUUUACAUGCGUAAAGACCCUGAUCCAUUCGAUGAACGUCAUCCCUAUCGCACAGAUCCCAGCUGCCAAUUUGGUUUUCUACUUAAACAGCUAUUUCGCAAAGAUCAUUUUAUGAAAAAGUUGGUUAAUGAUUAUUUGCGUGAUAACUAUUUUACACGUCAAAGUAUCCAAAAAAGUUCUUAUGAAUUAAAUAUUUUAGCAUUGCGUUUAAUAUUGGUCAUAAUGCCGGGCCUAGAAACGACAGCCGUUUUUCAGGUGGAGUUUGAUAAUCUCAUUAAUCGUAUAUAUGGCUGGGCCGAAGACAGUAUUGAACCUUUGCAAAGUUAUGCCACUGGCUUAUUGGCUGCCGCUAUGGAGGUAACCGAUAUAGCCAUAACAUUUCGUGAUAUGAACACACGUUUAGUGCCCAAAAUGAUAAAACGUUUGCACAUGCUGCAGGCCAUACAUAAAACCAUUCUACAACCUCCCGCCUCUACGGAGCCUCUAUCAUCCGCCAAUAAUUCCAUAGAUGGUAAUCUGGGCGGUAAUACGCCUGUAGAACGCAUACUGCCAAAUUGGAUGGCCGGCUCAGCACCGCAAUCACCCCAGCGUUUAGAUGACAGCACGGCCAGUUCACGUUGUCACAACAGCAGUGUCCUGGAUACCUUUGUGAACACUUCAAAUAUGUCCACGCUAUUGGAAAAUAGUCGUGAUGCUUUUCCAGGCAACAAUGCUGGUCGUUAUUAUAAGAAAAUGUAUAUUUCCAUACAUCCACCUUCGGCCGAGACCAGUCAAAUGCUUAUACUACGCUAUCUUACUACCAUGGGAGAAUAUCAGGAGUUUUUAGGCUUGGUUUUCGAACACAAUGCCAUGCAGUUGAUUUUCGGUUAUAUCGAAAAUUUGGAUAGACGUGAUACGUGUUUGGCCUUCGAGGCUCUGAAAUAUUUGGCUUCACUUUUAUGUCAUAAGAAAUUUGCUCUAGAGUUUAUAUCGCAUGGUGGUUUAGAGCGCAUUUUGAAAGUUCCUCGCCCCAGUAUUGCCGCUACUGGAGUUUCUAUCACUUUAUAUUAUUUGGCUUAUUCGGAGGAUGCAAUGGAGCGCAUUUGUACCAUGCCAAAAUAUUUAAUCACCGAAUUGGUAAAAUAUGCCUUGUGGAUAUUGGGUCAUUCGUACGAUUCGGGAAAAUGUCAUGCUACCAUGUUCUUUGGUUUGAGUUUUCAAUUUAAAGUCAUGUUAGAUGAAUUUGAUGCUCAAGAUGGUCUAAGAAAACUAUACAAUGUGAUUUCCGUCUUGAAAAUCCUCAAUCCCUCCAACAAUGAUGAUGACGACAACAAUGAACUGAACGAAGAUGUUGAAUGCGCAUCUAGACAAAUGGUCCGUCAUGUGUGUGUGGCCCUAAAGCGUUACAUGGAAUCACAUCUCUUCUAUAAAUACAACAACUUUAUGUGCCAGCAGUAUCCUGUAUCCAGUGAAUUUAAUCGCAACAUUACAAAAGCUGCCAAAUCCACCGUUGAACAAAUAAACGAACAGAUACGUACGCUACAGGAAAAUACCUCGGUGCGAGCACAUUGGGCACCGGUAGAUCAACUUUUGAAAUUGGGCGGCAUAACAUUACUGCUGAAAAUUAUUGCAUUCUCUUAUGACUGGAACAAUGGUGGUCGUUCGGAAACUGUGCGCACUGCUUUGGAUGUUCUAUCGAUUUGCUGUGUUAUACCACGUGUGUAUGUGGCGUAUUGUGAUUUACUGGAAUUGCCCGAUCAUGCCACCACCUCGGGUAUUUAUUCCAUAUUGGGGGCCGCUGCUGGUGAUAUUGUGCCAGAUGCCGAUGUCCAGAAAUCGGCUUUGGCUGUUUUGUGUAACUGUGUGUGCUCGCCCAUAGCCAGGAAAGAACCCAACAGUCUUAUCAAAUGCUUUGGUUCAUCCAGGAAAAAUAAACACAAUAACAAAUACAGCGAGGAGCUGGUGGAAAAGGUUUGGGAAUCUGUUUGCUCCAAUAACGGCAUUAUCGUUUUACUUUCUCUUAUGCAAAUAAAAACACCCAUCACCGAUGCUGAUUGCAUACGCGGCAUGGCCUGUCGUGCUCUAGCCGGUCUAGCACGUUCGGAGCGUGUCAAACAGAUUGUGGGCAAAUUGCCGCUCUUUGCCAGUGGUCAGAUACAAACCUUGAUGCGUGAUCCCAUACUGCAAGAGAAGAGAUCCGAGCAUGUUAUAUUCCAGAAAUAUGCUUUAGAACUGCUGGAACAAGUGUCCGGUAAGACGAAGCCCUUCAGUCACCAGCUGGAUCCCACCUUGGCCAAUAUACACAAGGCAAAUAUUAUAGCACAAACGAAAAUACAAUAUAACGAGCAGCAAUUGUAUCAACUGAUCUAUGAUCAUUUGGAAUUCAAAGGUCUCUCACAAACAGCUCAAAUGUUGCAAAAGGAAGCCGGUCUGCAACUGCCCUCAACAACCACAAAAAAUUUUCAUCAAUCGCCGUUUGAUUACAAAGUGUUGCCCACAAGUUCCAUAGCACGCAAUCGUUUGCGCAAUCGCAUGCAAGAUGUUAAUCAAGCCAUAAACAGUGCUUUGAAUCAAACACCACCUAGCAGUCUAGGGCCCGGCAAUGGAGAAUUAUUAAAUGGCAGUUUUAGCGAAGAUCAGGUCAUGAAUACGGUGACUCCCAUUAAACUGGUCAAGAAAACGGAGAAAACAAAUCCACCGUCUAGUGCCACCUUAGGCGCUGCUGGCGGAUCCGUUCCAAAGUCGGUCUUAAACAAUGCCAACCAACAAAGAUCACUGCAAAAGCAAAUUUCCGUUGUGGAUCCAAACAGCUUAAUGGAAGUGGGUUCGCCACCAUCCUCUACUGGUAUUUCCCUGGGUACCAUUGUCACCGAAUACUUAACGAAUCAACAUGCUUUGUGCAACAAUCCCAUGACAACAUGUCCCCAAUUCGAUUUGCUAACACCACAUAAAUGUCCCGAUCCCAAACCCAAUCGUGUUUUAGGUGAUAAUCUCAAUGUGACCAAUCGUUUCUUCAGAGCACAAGCUGGAUACAACACCCGCAAAAUGAAUCGUCGUUUUGUGCACUCAUACUUUGCUCCCUGGCGAACAAUACGUUCCACAGAUAGUAACGAGAUAAACUUUUCCUCCUGUCACAUUGUACAAAGUUCCGAUCUACUCUUAGUGGGCACUCAUCAGGGAGAGGCUAAAGCAUUCAAUAUAAAUCAUGGCACCGAAGAAUUUUCAUCACGUUGUCACAGUUAUAUUAUUGAUUCCAUACAAUCGAAUCGUACCGGAGACUUGGUUUUGACUUCGGCCAGUUGGCGUUCGCCCUUGAGUGUUUUGUGGUCGAUCAAGGACAAUGAUUUUGCGUCGAAAAUACAAUUCAAUGAUGAGUUUUAUUGUGAAUUUAGUAAAUUGUCACAAGACAAAAUCAUAGGCACACAAAAUGAUUGUUGUACGAUUUACGAUAUAGCCAAGGGCCAACUGAUAUCAACAUUUACGCCUACUUUGGGUAGUCAAUAUAGUAAAAAUCGAGCUACAUUCUGUCCCACCGAUGAAUUGGUUUUAUCAGAUGGUGUUCUUUGGGAUGUAAGAUCGGGCAAAGAAAUACAUAAAUUUGAUAAGUUAAAUCAAUCCCUAUCAGGUGUCUUCCAUCCAAAUGGUUUAGAGAUAAUUUCGAAUACCGAAGUAUGGGAUUUGCGCACAUUCCAUUUGCUGCAAACGGUGCCGGUUUUGGAUCAGUGUCUUUUGAAAUUCUCCCCCUUGAAUACUAUAUAUGGAAUACGGUUGGAAAUGGAAUAUCGCAACGAUUUUGAUGAUGCGACCAAUUAUGAUACGAGCUUUAAGGUCCUGGAUGCCUACGACUAUUCGUCGAUAUCGACAAUAGAUGUUAAACGCAGUCUUUUCGAUUUGAGUGUCAAUGGUAAUGGCAGUCUGAUUGCUUUGGUGGAGGAUCAGCCGUCGUAUGAGGCGAAAUCGGAAACAUUUGUGAAAAUAUAUUGUGUGGGCAUGAAGAAGACGGAACACGACGAAGAGGAAGAUGAAGAGGAGUGUGAGUCCGACGAGGACAAUUCAGACAGUGAUGCCUCAGGCAAUGUAUUUGGUUUACGGACUGAUGAUCAAAUGCGUAAUGGCAGACGACGCCGCAAUGAAGAAGAGGAUGAUGACGACGACGAUGAUGAUGACGACGACGACGAUGAUGACGACGACGAUGAUGAUGACGAUGACGACGAUGAUGAUGACGACGAUGAUGAUGCCGGCUGGAUAGAUAUUGAUAUAGAUGAUGAUUUACCUUUAAAUAGUUUUCGUUUACUCGACUAGAAUUCCAAAUUCUACAUCUCUGCAAAACAAAGCAAUUUUCAUUCUACCUUUUCUCUACCCUCAACCCCUCACAAAUCCAGUGUCUGUCUUCAACCUUCUUCUUCUUCUACUUCUGCCAUUUGUAUAGCAAAAACAAAACAAAAUAUGAAGAUACCAACAAACCAAUACUCUAUUGGUCAAAUUUGUUACAUGUCAACAAAAUUUUAACAGGAACAUGAACAAUUUUUCUCUCCUUCUAUCUUCCCUAGUUAAGAAAUGCCUGUUCAUUCAUUUAUUGUUUGUUCUUCUAUGAAAACAAAUCAUUAAUAAAUUAUUUUUCUUUUUUUUUUUAACCAAUAGCCCCUAAAAACAUUUUUAGUCUUAAGUAUUGUUUAAUUAUAAAAUAUUUACAUAUACUAUACAAUAUAUUCAUUUUUCUUUACAACAUUUAACAUUUUACUUUUACUUAUUUUUUUUGUUACAUAAUUAAAUAAUUUUUUUAUAUUUUAAUUUAAAUAUUAUUUAAUAAUUUAGAAUGUGUACAAAACCAACCAUCCUUUCAAAUACGUUAUUUUAUUUCGAAUUAUUUGUAGUUCUGUGCAAGUUUAUUGUUACAUUUCUUUUUAAAUAACUAAGGCAAAUUUUGAAUGAUUAUUAUUUUGUAUGUAAAAAACAAAUUUGCAAAAAUACUAAAUAUAUAUAACAAUUUUAAUACAAAUGAUAAAUCUAUAUUUAAUAUAUUGUCUAACAAAAAAAAAAAAGAAAGAAAAUAAAAAGUUUAACAUAUAAAAAUUAUUAAAUAAUACAAACAAAGAUUAAAACAUAAAAACAUUAAAUAAUAAUAAAAAAUAAUAAUAGCAGUUGUAUGUAAUUUAAGUCAAUAUUUGAUGAACAUUUAAACAAAGAAAUUGUAUAACAAUUUACUUGCAUUUUUUAUAAGCAAAUAAAAAAAUAAUGAAAAAGAAAUUUAUUUAAAA